CCGGCCCGGCCUGGCCCCCUUCCUGCCGCCGCCCCCUGGCCCCUUUCUGCCGCUGGAGGCGAAGGGAGUAUCCGCUCCCCUCUGUUACGCUGUCACGCUGAGGCUGGGGGCGAGAGCCCGCGUCCUACAGAUUACACAUCAUAGAGCCCAUGAGGAGGAAUGAUGAUGUCUCCAUGAGGAAACCUCCUUCUCACUCAUACAGUCAUGUGUAUCAUGUUGCUGGCUGUGCCAUUCAUCUGAGGUGGGAUUUACCCUGUGAAACAGGGAGAAGAAUAAUGGACCUUAAACAUCGUUUCAAGUUGUAAUUCACUUUUCAAAAUACAGACUCAGAAAACAGGGCUUCCUAGCUUUGGAUACCGUGCUCUGUUAAAGCUGCUGCAUUGCUCUCUUAGAGGUGUUACUGUACACUGACUAUCAUCAUGGCUUCAGUUUGGAAGAGACUGCAGCGUGUUGGAAAACAUGCCUCAAAGUUCCAGUUUGUGGCCUCCUACCAGGAACUUAUGGUUGAGUGCACUAAGAAGUGGCAGCCAGAUAAACUGGUAGUUGUUUGGACAAGAAGAAGCCGAAGGAAAUCUUCUAAGGCUCAUAGUUGGCAACCUGGAAUAAAAAAUCCUUACCGUGGUGUGGUUGUGUGGCCUGUUCCUGAAAACAUUGAAAUCACUGUGACUCUAUUUAAGGAUCCACAUGCUGAGGAGUUUGAAGAUAAAGAAUGGACAUUUGUCAUAGAAAAUGAAUCUCCAUCAGGACGUAGAAAAGCACUUGCUACUAGCAGCAUCAAUAUGAAACAGUAUGCAAGUCCUAUGCCUACACAGACAGAUGUCAAGUUAAAAUUCAAGCCAUUGUCUAAAAAAGUUGUAUCUGCUACUCUCCAGUUCUCUUUAUCUUGCAUUUUUCUCCGUGAAGGAAAAGCCACGGAUGAAGACAUGCAAAGUUUGGCCAGUUUGAUGAGUAUGAAGCAGGCUGACAUUGGCAAUUUAGAUGACUUUGAAGAGGACAAUGAAGAUGAUGAAGAAAACAGAGUGAACCAAGAGGAAAAGGCUGCAAAAAUUACAGAAAUUGUAAACCAGUUGAAUGCUCUGAGCAGCUUAGAUGAAGAUCAAGAUGACUGCAUAAAGCAAGCAAAUAUGCCUUCAGCUAAAUCAGCCAAUUCUUCUGAAGAACUUAUCAACAAGCUUAACUUUUUGGAUGAAGGAGAGCAAGAGUUUACCACUUUGAGUUCAAAUCCAUUUGGUGAUCCUGAUGUAGCUGAAUUAAACCCAUUUGGAGAUCCUGAUUCAGAAGAACCAGCUACUGAAACAAUUUCAUCCAAAAAAUUAGAAGAAUCUUUUUAUAAUGAUAGCUACAAUCCUUUUAAAGAAGUACAGGCUCCACAGUACUUGAAUCCGUUUGAUGAGCCAGACCCUGAACCUGAAACAUUUGUAACUAUAAGAGAUUCUCCUCCCCAGCCUACAAAAAGGAAAAAUGUAAGGCCUGUGGAUAUGAGCAAAUACCUUUAUGCUGAUAUUUCCAAAACUGAAGAAGAAGAGUUGGAUGAAUCAAAUCCUUUUUAUGAACCCAAACUAACUCCUACUCCAGAUAAUUGGGUGAGUCCAGCUCCAGAACCAGAAACGGAAAAGAAAAUGAAAAGAAAAGCCCCUGAGCCACCAGGACGCUUCCCAAAAACAGAAGGAAGGAUCACUGAGAAUACUGGUGUUUCUGUAGGAGCAGAUCUCUCAUCUUCUCCUAAGCCAAGCCCUAUACCAAGUCCUGUUUUGGGGAGGAAGCCAAAUGCUAGUCAGUCACUGCUUGUGUGGUGCAAAGAAGUUACAAAAAACUAUAGGGGAGUGAAAAUCACGAAUUUUACUACAUCUUGGAGAAAUGGCUUAUCUUUUUGUGCAAUAUUACACCACUUUAGACCAGAUCUGAUUGACUACAAGUCUUUGAAUCCUCAAGAUAUUAAAGAGAACAACAAAAAGGCAUACGAUGGAUUUGCAAGCAUAGGAAUUUCACGGUUAUUGGAACCUUCUGAUAUGGUUUUGUUAGCAAUUCCUGACAAACUGACUGUUAUGACUUAUCUUUAUCAAAUAAGGGCCCAUUUCAGUGGUCAAGAAUUAAAUGUAGUUCAAAUAGAGGAGAAUAGCAGUAAAAGCACAUAUAAAGUGGGAAACUAUGAAACUGAUACAAACAGUUCUAUUGAUCAGGAAAAGUUCUAUGCAGAACUUAAUGAUUUGAACCGGGACCCUGAAUUCCAGCAACCUGGCAGCGGAGCAGUAGAUUUCGUAUCUCAGGAUGAUUCUGUAUUUGUAAAUGAUAGUGGUGUUGGAGAGUCAGAGAGUGAGCAUCAGACCCCUGAUGAUCAUCUAAGUCCAAGCACAGCUUCCCCUUAUUGUCGAAGGACUAAAAGUGACACAGAGCCACAAAAAUACCAACAAAGCUCGGGAAGGACUUCAGGAUAUGAGGAGGCUGGAAUAUAUUCCCAUACAGAUUCUACACAAGCACAGAUUUUGUUGAGCAAGAAGAAAUUGCUAAAAGUUGACACUUUAGAAUUGAGUGACUUAACAUAUAUCAGUGAUAAAAAAAAAGAUGCAUCUCCACCCUUUGCUUGUGAGGAACUUGACAGGCAAAGGCAUCAUUCUCUAGAAGUUACUGAUGGUAAUUUGGAAGAAGAAAAAUUGGUAUCUUCUGGCUCCUCAGAGAGCAAGAGACUGGAACCUGAGUCUCCUGUAAAAAAAUCAAGUUUAUCUCCCACUUCUAAACUAGGAUACUCUUACAAUAGGGAUGUAGACCUUGCAAAGAAAAAACGUGCUAUUCUGAGAUACACAGAGUCCGAUUCUGAUACAGAUAAAACAGUUUUAAAUCAUUCGGACCAUUCUGCAAAAACCACUCAGCAGCGAAUAUUAUCAAGACAGGAAGAACUUAAGGAAAGAGCAAGAGUUCUGCUGGAACAAGCAAGAAGAGAUGCAGCUUUAAAGGCUGGGACUAAGCAGAUCACCAGUGCCUCCACCCCAGCGCGCAGUAAGCAGCUGAGCGAUCAGCAAGAUGAAGAGCGACGUCGGCAGCUGAGAGAGCGAGCUCGUCAGCUAAUAGCAGAAGCUCGAUCUGGAGUGAAGAUGUCAGAACUUCCCAGCUAUAGUGAAAUAGCUGCAGAAAAGUUGAAAGAAAGGUCAAAGGCAUCUGGAGGUCUUGCAAAGUCUCCUGUCUUAGUUGCUUCUGAACUUUCCUUUAUAUAUGAGGAUGAUAAUAUUGAGAUAGAUACUAACGAGGACACUGCUGAAGGCUUUGUUUUGGGAGGUGGUGAUGAACUUACUAACUUAGAAAAUGACCUUGAUUCUCCUGCAGAACAAAACAGUAAAUUGGUGGUGGAUUUGAAAAUGAAGAAGCUCCUAGAAGCUCAGCCACAGGUGGCAAAUUCCCUCUGCAGUGCUGCUCAGAAAGUUGUGACUGACGACUCAGAGCAAGAUGUGAAGAAUGGGACAGAAGAUCACCGAGCUGAGCAAUUACAAAAAGCAACAGAACGUUUUAGAAACCCUGUUGUGUUCAACAAGGAUUCUACAGUCAGAAAAACUCAACUUCAAUCAUUCAGUCAGUAUGUGGAGAACAGACCAGAGAUGAAAAGGCAGAGAUCAAUACAGGAAGAUACAAAGAGAGGAAAUGAGGAGAAGACGGCGAUAACUGAAACUCAGAGGAAGCCAUCAGAAGAUGAAGUGCUUAAUAAAGGGUUCAAAGACACCAGUCAGUAUGUUGUAGGAGAGUUGGCAGCACUAGAGAAUGAGCAAAAGCAAAUUGACACCCGUGCCGCGCUGGUGGAGAAGCGCCUCCGCUAUCUCAUGGACACAGGAAGGAACACAGAAGAAGAAGAAGCUAUGAUGCAAGAAUGGUUUAUGUUAGUUAAUAAGAAAAAUGCAUUAAUACGAAGAAUGAACCAACUCUCUCUCCUGGAAAAAGAACAUGACCUAGAAAGACGCUACGAGCUGUUGAACCGGGAGUUGAGGGCGAUGCUUGCAAUUGAAGACUGGCAAAAGACUGAAGCCCAGAAAAGGCGAGAACAACUCUUACUGGAUGAGCUCGUCAUCCUGGUGAACAAACGAGAUGCGCUGGUCAGGGACCUGGACGCUCAAGAGAAGCAGGCAGAGGAAGAAGAUGAACAUUUGGAGCGAACCUUGGAGCAAAACAAAGGCAAGAUGGCCAAGAAAGAAGAAAAAUGUGUUCUUCAGUAACUGGGCUCUGAGACACUGAGAACCCUUCCCGACUGUCAUGUCAGUAGAGCCCAGACGAGAAUAUGGAGACUCAUUCUUGAUUUAAAACUUUAGCAUUUUGUUUGGCCCAACUCUACUUCAUCCCACUCCCCCUUUCCCCUCCUUCCUUGGAGAAAAUCCCAGUACUUCAAAAUAGCCUUGUAUCAGGAUUUACUUGUAAGCUUGUCAUUCUUUUGAAAUUAUGUGAAAUAGAUUUGCACAGAAACCUUGUGGGUGAUGAUUGGUAUUGGAGAUGUUUAAGAAGCUGUUCAAGGAAGAAGAAUCUGCCUCUUUAAUCUUUUGUUGGGAAGAAAAAUUGAAAACAAAUCUGUUUGUUGUUGUUGUUGUUGUUGUUAGCAUUGAGGGGGGAGGGGUAAAAUGGGGAUAGGAAAAAUAUGAAUGAUUUCAUCUAGUCAUGCCAUACAUAAUACUUAAUAUGCUACCUAAAUUUUAUAGUUAGAUCAUAUAUAAUGAAAUUAUUAAGCUAUGCUAUAUUUACCCAUGUUUUCCCCCUCCAGUUGUUUUCCACUUUACUGUAAGCAUAAUAGAAUUGAUUCCCUCUGAUUUGUUCAGAGAAAGGUCUUUUAACAUAGCUUGAGAAAAGAACCCCGUAAUUUGAAGAUGUGCUAUAAGGAUGGGGCUAAAUGAUACAUAAGUUUACGGAAAGUUUUUUCAUUUAAUGAUGCACCAUGUUUCUGAAUAAUUAUUUAUUACAUAUAGCCUGGUCCCGUUUCAUUGGGUCUCAACAUUGGCUCAAAAAUGCUGUUAAUAUUUAUUCUGUAUCUAUAGGAAGUCUGCCUUGCCACUGUGUGCAAUUCCCCCAGUUAAUGUUUUUCUUCUCUAGUAUAGCUCUAUCAUUUUUGUGAAAUGGUUAUGUUUAUUUAUUACAAUACUGAAUCAUAUAUAAAUUUUCAAUAAAAGAAUCUUUCUUACCUUAA
Messenger RNA from Phascolarctos cinereus (koala), 5152 nucleotides. It is a transcript of the gene EHBP1, whose product is annotated as EH domain binding protein 1. The record is from RefSeq and is a predicted model, not a curated record. NCBI's taxonomy places the organism in Eukaryota, Metazoa, Chordata, Mammalia, Diprotodontia, Phascolarctidae. Gene Ontology annotation, molecular function: protein binding.